UCGGGAUCAACCGCAGCGGGUCACUAGUAUGAAGUCAAACAGGUUCUGAAGAUGUUCAAUUUUUGAGCUAUCGGAGAAAAAUGGCAGCUGGAGAGGAAGUAAAACAACUGGAAGAUUGCACAGUCGCCAAUGCUCUGGGUACAUGGGUUUUCUCUGUAGCUGGUGCACUGCUUGCAAUUCCAGUGGGCAUAAAACGGAAAUCUUUGGGACCCCUUGUCUUCUUUGGAACAACUGGUACGAUGCUAGAUAUAAUUAUGGGAAUCAAUGCCUGUGAAAGAGAACACGCAGAACACCAAAUGAAACUUUUGGAAGAAGCACAAAGAUCUGCAGCUGUUGAUCCCUUGGCUGAUGAUGCAACAGAACAUUGGUGGCAUUUAGGUCGUUUGGACUUUGGCUUCAACGAAUAGCUGAGACUUCGUGUAGCAUUUUCAGUACUGUUGUCCAUCAGUUUACGGUUUACCUGGCUUGUAACUUCGAUAUUCUCAUUUGCCCAAAAGAGGUCAAAUAAUGUAUUGUGAUGUGGCUUCAAAACUACUUUCUCUUAGAAAGCUUUCUAUUAGUACCAUGUAGAAGUCCAGAGAACACUUCAUCACGGCC
This is a messenger RNA of Nicotiana attenuata, 597 nucleotides long. RefSeq lists its product as uncharacterized. Bases 81 to 407 code for a protein of 108 amino acids. NCBI's taxonomy places the organism in Eukaryota, Viridiplantae, Streptophyta, Magnoliopsida, Solanales, Solanaceae. The record is from RefSeq and is a predicted model, not a curated record. The transcript is spliced from 2 exons.